Messenger RNA from Nerophis lumbriciformis (worm pipefish), 1209 nucleotides. The record is from RefSeq and is a predicted model, not a curated record. NCBI's taxonomy places the organism in Eukaryota, Metazoa, Chordata, Actinopteri, Syngnathiformes, Syngnathidae.
AUGUCCUUCUCUAACUUCUCCGUGGACAACGAGGUGCGCUCCAGUUUCAUUCAUCGCCGACUGAGGAGCCAGGAGCGCAGGGACAUGCAGCGGGAGAUCCUCUCCAUCAUGGGACUGACUCAUCGCCCGCGACCCACGCAGGUCCACACAAGGCUCAACGCUGCCCCGAUGUUCAUGCUGGACCUUUACAAUACCGCCUCGACGGACGCACCACAGAUGAGAUAUUCCAGCUACAAUCCUCAUUUGGACCCUGACGCUUCCAAUUUGGUGACUUUGCAGGACAGUCGCUUCCUGGAUGAUGCCGAUAUGGUGAUGAGUUUUGUCAGUCUAGUUGAUCAGAAUCAAGAACUUCUGUACCAGAAGCACCAAAAGGAAUUCAGAUUUGAUCUUUCGCGUAUUCCAGAGGGAGAAGCUGUCACAGCGGCAGAGUUGAGGAUUUUUAAGGAUUUCGUGCAGGAACGCUAUGAGAAUGAAACGUUUCGAAUAAGCAUCUACCAGGUUUUGCAGGAAGGCGCAGACAGUGAAGUGGAGUUGUUGCUAGUGGAACAGCGAGAGGUGUGGUCUGCAGAAGAGGGCUGGCUCAUCUUUGACUUGACCGCGACUAGUAAUCUUUGGCUAGCCAACCCAGAACACAACUUUGGCCUGCAUCUGGUCGUGGAAGACAACUAUGGUCAGUUAACAAAUCCACAUCUGAUGGGGCUGUUAACAGGGAGCGAAGCUAAAGGAAAGCAACCCUUUUUGGUUGCCUUCUUCAAAUCCAAUGAGGUCCGCUUUCGCAAUAUCCGCUCCGCACAUGGCCACAGAGGGCGCUAUUCGAACCGCUCAAAACCACAGAGGACUGUCCAAGAUGCACUAAAAGCCGCCGAGGCCGCAACAGAUCUCGGCAUAUCUAAAAGUGGAUGUAAGAAACACGAACUGUAUGUCAGUUUCAGAGAUUUGGGAUGGCAGGACUGGAUCAUUGCACCAGAGGGCUACGCAGCAUACUAUUGCGAGGGGGAGUGCGCCUUCCCACUCAAUUCCUACAUGAAUGCCACAAACCACGCCAUUGUGCAAACUCUGGUGCACUUUAUCAACCCGGGAACUGUGCCUAAGCCCUGCUGCGCUCCCACGCAACUCCACGGAAUCUCUGUGCUCUACUUUGAUGACAGCUCCAACGUCAUCCUAAAGAAGUAUCGCAACAUGGUGGUCAGAGCCUGUGGCUGUCAUUGA